Molecule: messenger RNA, 799 nt
Organism: Eriocheir sinensis (Chinese mitten crab)
Lineage: Eukaryota; Metazoa; Arthropoda; Malacostraca; Decapoda; Varunidae
Exons: 5
Coding region: 16-687 (223 amino acids)
Source: RefSeq, a predicted model, not a curated record
AUCAUACAAAGGAAAAUGGAUGUUCUUCAUUUAAAAAUAGAAUGGCCUUAUUUAUUUGAGGCAGCAGGAAUGUUCGUUCAUUUUAUGGAACUCACUGGCAUUAACAUAAGUGAAAAAGUAGAGUCUGCCAUUGCUAGUAAGGGAGCACGAAUUCUAAAAUGGAUAGAAGAAGAACCAAACAUGAAUAUAAGGAGAAUUCAACAGGAACUUGUGGAGGCUAAAUGCUCUGUUGAUAAUGGCAAUGCAGAGGUAGCAGCUAUGAUCUGUGCUGCUAUGUCUUACCUAAAUGAAAAAGAAGACUCUCUGUAUGUAUGUGUAAAGCCAACUGCAGCUAGACCUGAAUUGGAAAAGGACCUUCCCAAGACACCAUGUUUAAUAGGCUUUGGGGCAUCAAGGUUGACGGCAACCAGAUAUAUGUUGUCAAUUGAUGGUGUUGUUGUCACUGACCAUAUCGCAACAUUUACUACUGGGCUGGCUAUGCUGCUGGCCUCCUACUACAACUUCAAUAUAAUGUACCCUGUUGAUUCUGCAUCGACACUGGAGUUCAUUCAAAGAUGCUUUGUUGGCAUCAAUCCAGAGCGGGGCAGCAAGAUUGAAGUAAAGAAGCACUGCAAGAGACGCACCCAAGUCCAUCCCAGAGUUCUGUCCCUGAUUAAUGCUAUUGCUGAUGUAGAGUGGAGGUGCUAAAUCCACAAGGUGCUGUCAGCCAGUGGAGGGGAAGGAACUGGAAGGUGAUAGAAACUGAGCGCUACUCGACUGUAUCAAAGUACUCUCCAUGCCUGAUGAUGCACAGUGUAAU